AUGUCUGAGUCAACCUCCGCGAAUACUCCGAAACCGAGUAGUAGCGUUAAACUAGUACUUUUGGGCGAGGCUGCUGUAGGAAAGUCUUCGUUGGUACUGCGGUUUGUCAACAAUGACUUUCAAGAGAACAAGGAACCCACGAUUGGAGCUGCCUUCCUGACCCAAAAAUGCUCUCUUCCGACCCGAACGAUUAAGUUUGAAAUCUGGGACACCGCCGGCCAGGAGCGCUUUGCCUCACUCGCUCCCAUGUACUACCGUAACGCCCAGGCGGCGCUGGUGGUCUACGACGUGACUAAACCUUCCUCGCUGACCAAGGCCAAACAUUGGGUGGCGGAACUGCAACGACAAGCUAGCCCUGGCAUCGUGAUCGCCCUGGUUGGCAAUAAGCUGGACUUGACGAAUGACGGCAGCGGAGAGACACUUCCCAAUAACGAACCUGUGUCCGUGGGUGCGGAGGGAGAGGAUGCUACCGGCGAGAGUCCAGACGAGCAGGAUAUUACUUCCGGAGAUGCCCGCAAGGUGUCGACUCGGGAGGCUAGCUCAUAUGCGGAAGAGGAGGGCCUGUUGUUCUUCGAAACUAGUGCGAAGACCGGAAUGAAUGUUGUAGAUGUCUUCACUGCGAUUGCCAAUGCCAUUCCCGAGAGCAAUUUGAAGAGUGGACGAGGUGCUGGCGCGGGCACCGGCCAGACUACCCUGGGAGGUGGUCGAUCGGGAGACGACUCGCGAGUGAGCCUGGGGGAUCGGGGUGCUGCCACUGCGAAGGAAGGGUGUGCAUGUUAA
This is a messenger RNA of Aspergillus ochraceoroseus IBT 24754, 780 nucleotides long. RefSeq names its product Rab family GTPase. NCBI's taxonomy places the organism in Eukaryota, Fungi, Ascomycota, Eurotiomycetes, Eurotiales, Aspergillaceae. The record is from RefSeq and is a predicted model, not a curated record. Gene Ontology annotation, molecular function: GTP binding; GTPase activity. The coding region runs from base 1 to 780 and encodes 259 amino acids. The transcript has 3 exons.